CGCUUUCAUAUUUUUCUACAUUCUCUUUUGUUUGGCAUUUUAUCUUUGAGCAAGAAAAAAAUUGACUGCAGCGAAGUUGGAGCAGUAGAAAUUCGUUUUUUUCGUGACACAUCUAAUAUUCGGUCGAGGUGUGGUUGUAAAAAUUUAUUAAAUUCCCCAUAAAUAUUAAAUAAAAAGCAAAAUUUAUUUAAUUAGUUGAUAAAUUCUAACUAAAGUAUUAAGUUAAUAUUAUAAAAAACAUAAUGGCUAACCGUUUACCGGCUUGUGUGAUUGAUGUAGGCACCGGCUAUACAAAAUUGGGAUUUGCUGGCAACAAAGAACCACAAUUUAUAAUACCCUCGGCUAUUGCUAUCAAAGAGUCAGCCCGUGUGGGCGACACCAAUACCAGACGCAUAACAAAAGGUAUUGAAGAUUUGGAUUUCUAUAUAGGCGAUGAGGCUUUCGAUGCCACUGGCUAUUCAGUCAAGUAUCCAGUCCGUCAUGGUUUGGUGGAAGAUUGGGAUUUGAUGGAACGUUUUUUGGAACAAUGCAUUUUUAAAUACUUAAGAGCCGAACCAGAAGAUCAUCAUUUUUUACUUACUGAACCUCCAUUAAAUACUCCCGAAAAUCGCGAGUAUACUGCUGAAAUUAUGUUUGAGACUUUUAAUGUUCCUGGUCUUUAUAUUGCUGUGCAGGCUGUUUUAGCUUUGGCUGCCAGUUGGGCUUCCAGACCAGUCGAGGAACGUACCCUCACUGGCAUCGUUGUUGAUAGUGGUGAUGGUGUUACUCAUGUCAUUCCAGUGGCUGAAGGUUAUGUUAUCGGUUCAUGCAUUAAACAUAUACCAAUUGCUGGUCGCAAUAUAACCUCCUUCAUACAGAGUUUAUUGCGCGAACGCGAAGUUGGUAUACCACCCGAACAAAGUUUAGAAACUGCCAAAGCUAUUAAAGAGAAACACUGCUACAUUUGCCCCGACAUUGCCAAAGAAUUUGCUAAAUAUGAUACGGAGCCGGGCAAAUGGAUACGUAACUAUACGGGCAUUAAUUCGGUCACAAAAUCACCAUUCACCGUUGAUGUUGGUUACGAACGUUUCUUGGGUCCAGAAAUAUUCUUCCAUCCGGAAUUUUCGAAUCCUGAUUUUACUAUACCUUUGUCGGAGAUUGUUGAUAAUGUCAUACAAAAUUGUCCCAUUGAUGUGAGACGACCAUUGUACAAUAAUAUUGUUUUAAGUGGUGGCUCGACAAUGUUUAAAGAUUUUGGACGUCGCUUGCAGCGUGAUAUCAAACGUUCGGUUGAUACACGUUUGCGUAUUAGUGAAAAUCUAUCGGAGGGUAGAAUUAAGCCAAAACCCAUUGAUGUUCAAGUUAUUACCCAUCAUAUGCAACGUUAUGCUGUUUGGUUUGGUGGCAGUAUGUUAGCUUCAACGCCUGAAUUCUAUCAGGUUUGUCAUACAAAAGCUGCUUACGAAGAAUAUGGACCUGGUAUUUGUCGUCACAAUCCUGUCUUUGGUACCAUGACAUAAUCACAUUUUACACACACAUCUAAUAUUAUUUAUUUUACUGUGAAUUGGUUUUUAUAACAUUAAUAACAGAUUUUCCUGCUUUUUAAAACUGUUUAUUAUAACAUUUGGUAUUGUAACACAA
Messenger RNA from Lucilia sericata (common green bottle fly), 1620 nucleotides. RefSeq names its product actin-related protein 3 (gene Arp3). Gene Ontology annotation, biological process: Arp2/3 complex-mediated actin nucleation. Lineage: Eukaryota; Metazoa; Arthropoda; Insecta; Diptera; Calliphoridae. The transcript has 7 exons. Bases 243 to 1499 code for a protein of 418 amino acids. The record is from RefSeq and is a predicted model, not a curated record. Gene Ontology annotation, molecular function: actin filament binding. Gene Ontology annotation, cellular component: Arp2/3 protein complex; actin cortical patch.